Durotheca rogersii is the source of this 2579-nucleotide messenger RNA. RefSeq lists its product as uncharacterized. The record is from RefSeq and is a predicted model, not a curated record. The coding region runs from base 650 to 2080 and encodes 476 amino acids. The transcript is spliced from 2 exons. Lineage: Eukaryota; Fungi; Ascomycota; Sordariomycetes; Xylariales; Xylariaceae.
CAUCAGCUGUUGCAGGGAUCACUCAAGGCAGCCCGUAAGACGGGUUGGGGUGUCAUUUUCUGACGCCGUAUCGGGCUCGCGGCAUCGUGAUUCGACGGCGAUGGUAUCAUAGACAUGCGGCACGCCCUCCUCGAGGGGGCUUAGCUGUGAGUCCGACCCCUAUUGGCCGGCGUAGGCGAAUGAUGUCGCAGUGAGAAAGCCGCCCCAAUAUGCGUGAUGCACGGAAUCGCUCCCGACAUUAGCCCAAUUGUUGCCCGCCGCGUUGAUUCUUGAUUAUAUCCCCCCGAUCAGAUUGUCGCUUCCGUGGAUAGCCUGCAUCAUCGCUUACACUGGCCAGGGCAGAGUCCAGGGGGGUGUAGUCGACGGGGACAUAGUGGAGAGGGUUGAAGAGGGGAGAGCAACAUUCUUCUGCAGCUUACAGACAUGUCCUCUGCAAAGAAGUCGAAGGGGUGCGUGAGACGCCAUCAUGGGCGUCGCGCUGGCGGGAUAAUACCCAGUGAGGCUCUACGGUAGGCAGAUAGCAUGAUGUCCUCGAGGAGAAUAUAUUGCACAAUGGCGCCGUGAUUGGAUCUUGAAUCGUAUCCCUUUCCCCAUUGAUUCGCAUUUCCAAGGGCCUUACUGCUUUCGUUGGUUCGCAGAAACCCGUGCCAUGGCGGCUUUCCAGGUGGGCUUCUACACCACUGUCAUCCUCGCCGCGUUGAAAGUUACCCUGAUCGCGGUCGAGAUCAUGCUGCACGUUCCUUUCCUUGUAAAAUGCUACGAGUUUCUCAUCUCGUUCCCGGGCCGCUUCAAGUUUAUUUUAGUAUACUCUCUUCUCAAGCCCCUGGCCUUCCUUUUCCCCUCGUUGAACUGGGUCCCGCCCGAUCCUGACGGGGGUCCCGCCUCUUUACUACGGUCAUUCGGAUACGUCUCCGCGUUCUUUGCUCUAGUCCUCGGCGGCGUCUCCUUCGUGGGGCUCGGCGCGAAGGAAUCCGACGAGCCCGGCCAGUGUGAGAACGCGGACGCGGACAUCGUGGGAGACGGCGUCCGCGCGGCUGCUUGGAUGCAGGUGGGCAUACUAUUUCUGAUAACCUUCACCGGGAUCUGGCACCCCCGGGAGACGGCAGUUAAGGAGAUCGGCGGCGGCUUGAUUAUAACUCACGUGUCGCUGGCGAUCGCCCUCCUGGUGCCCUGGGCGCGUCGGGAGCUGUCUCCCAUCGACGCAAUUCUCGGCGCUAUAAUCCUCGACGCGCAGGGCAGUUCCCUUUCUAUACACCUCGUGACGAAGGAGACCCUCGCAGCUCGUUGGCAAGUGGGAAUAAGUCUGCUCGCCCAGCUGCUCGGCCUCGCCAUAGAGGGCAUUCUCGUCGGCAGCUUUACCUCGGGCCUACUUCCCUCACAAGAUUGCGAUUGCUUCUCGGUCUUCUGGUGGGCGUGGUUCAGCAACUGUCUGGAUGACUCGCCCCCGAACGAUAUCAGGCCUUACUGGAUCUACUUCGCGUACCGGUUCCUCAACAUCGCUCACGGCUCCUACUUCGCCGUCAUACGUGCCGAAACCUAUCACCAGGCCGAGCGAUGGGAUAUCGAGAAUCCGUGCAACCCCGUGGACUUCAGAAAGUGUCAAACCUGCUACGAGUGUAGCUACUGCCGCAUUUGCAAGAGGAAAGCCGGCUGCGAUUUACACGGACAACUUCAGACACCAUUACCGAUCCCCGGCCAAGACAAGGAUGUGUGUCCAACUUGCAAAGGAUGCAUAAAAUGCGGAUACGACUUUGGAGGGAGGCCGACAGGCACCGAGUGCUGCGUCGCUUGCCACUUGUGUAAGGGAUGCGGCCACCACAUCAGCGACCGACAAACUAUGAUGCUCUACGGAGAGCGGUUUUCCGAAUCCUUUGUGACCGUGAGCGUCAACUUCCUCGAAAACAGCGUCCUGGCGAUGCUCAGCAUGAUCUCGGCCGAGGUCACGAUGGCUAUCAACCAGGUGCACAAGACGUCUCCGUUAUACUCCGUCGGGCAGCUAACGGCUCUCACCGUUGCUGGUGGGACGGUGAUUCGGGCGCUGUGGUACUUCAUCUUCAUGUUCUACAAGGGAACUCGCUAGAAGUGCCUUUGCGGGAUUAUAGAUAAUAAAGGGGGAUCUGGCGUUUAAGAUGCGUAGCGGAAUUAGAAAUUCUGACGCGUUUCUAUUUAUACCCGACAUGACCAGUCGCUAUAUAUCGAUAUAGCUACGUAUCAGGAAAGGCUUAAAAAGGCCUCUUGGUGAAGAGAGGAUUUGGGUCCCGUGGUUAGGGCUAGGUCAUCAGUACCUACGUUGUCUACGGGGAAUAUCAAGGAAUGCAGUAGACGGAAGCACGCGACGAAUUGCUCCCUUCUCCUGGAAAUACAGAGCAAAGGAAUUUCCAAGCGGAGGGGGUAGUACCCGCGGCAGACUUCUGAGAGAUGACUGGCGUCAUGUGAGGCGUGAAUGCCCUGUUACAAGCGCAUGUGUAUGCAUAGUUACCGCUACGAUAGAACACGAGGCUUAGUACGCCAGAUUGGCGGUGAGCGAGUCGAGAGACUGGGGCGCUGUCGAGCCCGCCGCUUGCCAAAGGAAAAUUACA